AAAAUAAGCAAGCUAGGAAAAAAUUCCCCAUCUAGAUGAAUAAAGUGUGUAACCAAGAUCCUCUCAUUGGGAGACUGUAGUAGACUUGUAGAGGGCCUGCUUGCAGUGCAUUGGACAAGUCUCCACUAUUAACUAUAUAAUGCCAUUCAAGAGGUCGAUUGACCCUAUGAGCUAAGAAAUGGCCAAAGUUGAAAAGUUUGCUUUCCACGUCCCAAGUCUAGAAGAACUUGCUGGGGUUCUGCAGAAAGGGCUUAAAGAAAACUUUGCUGAUACUCAGGUCUCUGUAGUGGACUGCCCUGAUUUGACUCAAGAACCAUUCACCUUUCCUGUUAAAGGAAUCUGUGGGAAGCCUAGGAUAGCAGAUGUUGGAGGUGUCCCUUACCUUUUGCCUCUUGUACAAAAAGAUAAAGUGUAUGAUCUGAAUACUGUUGCAAAAGAAAUAGAGCUGCCUGGAGCUUUCAUUCUUGGAGCUGGAGCUGCUUCAUCUAGAAUUCUUGGAGUAAAUGCCGAGUUUAUCCCUAUUGCUCAUACUGAGACUGAACAAAAGCAUGCAGUAAAUACAAGUUACACUGCUCGAAUUAAUCCUACAGAUGGAGGAUGCUUGCUGGAGAAGUACAGAUACAGCAAUUUUGGAUUGUUGGCCAACCUGUUUGCCAGCCAGGGCCAACCAGGCAAGGUCAUUGAAGUGAAAGCUAAUGGAAGAACUGGGCAACAUAAUUUUAUCACCUGUCUGAGGCAAAUUUUAGAGGAACAUUAUGGCGAUAAGCCAGUUGGAAUGGGAGGUACAUUUGUUAUUCAAAAGGGAAAAGCAAAGAUGCAUAUCAUGCCCCCAGAAUUUUCUGCUUGUCCUUUGAACACUGAUGAGGAGGUAAAUAAUUGGCUCAAGUUUUUUGAAGUGAAGGCACCGUUGGUUUGUCAGCCUGUGAUAGUUUCCAGAGAUCCAGGGUUUGAUCUGCGACUGGAACACACCCAUGGUUUCAGUCAUCAUGGUGAAGGAGGACACUAUCAUAAUGAUACCACACCAGAUAGUGUAGAGUAUUUGGGAUAUUUUUUGCCUGCAGAACUUCUCUUUCGUAUUGACAGACCCAAAGAGACUCAUCUGGUUGGAAGAGACUAAAUCAGUGCACAUCUUGCCUUGUAGUUGUGGGAUAGCAAUUUUUUAAAAUGAAAUGCUGGAUUUAGUAAUACCUUUAAUCAAGCACACAAACAUAUUUGUCAUUUUAUUGCUGUUAGUUUCAUAUCAACUAUUAUUGGCCUUUUUAAAGAAGGGAUAUUUUCAACAUCUAAACAAUCUGAUUUUAGAUAUAACUAUUUCUAUCACAUGUUCAAACAUCAAGAGCCAAAUUAUUUUGUAUUAAUGAUUUGAUUUGUUCCAUUUUGAUUGCUUCGGGGCCCUACUACAUGUUCAAAUUAAAGCUGGAUAGAAACCAACUGUAGAGUUGUUACACAUUUUCAAGCACUUACUUUAUAGUUGAUUGGUUCUUUUUAUAGACACUUAGUCUUGUUUAUCAUGUAGCUCAUCUAAAUUGAUUGGUGGUUAACCAGUUAAUUGUGUGAAAAUUACUUUGCAUUUGGGGCUGGUCUUACCUGGUAUGUGUGGCUGGUAUAAAUUGAUUGCACAAUUGACCAGUUAAUUGCCAAUUUAUAUAAUACAUACCAGUGGCCUUAGUUAAGUACCACUAGAUGAUUGCUUCUGGCUAUAGAAAUGCAGAAGGUGAAUCAAUGAGACAGCUCCAGAGCAGGCAUGAAAGAAAAAGAGCUCCACACAAGACCCACGUUGUGAUAGAACAGUGCUGCAACCAAGGACUGUGUUGUUCAGAUUGAUACAGCAACAGAACAAGCCCUGUCCUGUGCCAUACCAACCAUGAUAUGUGCUGUAAGUGAUCCUGGGUGGCUCUUAUUCUUAUUAUCUGGUUAGCCACUUAUGUCAGCCACUGAUUAAAAUGAUUUAACUAAGAUGAA
This is a messenger RNA of Alligator sinensis (Chinese alligator), 1962 nucleotides long. It is a transcript of the gene BKGD, whose product is annotated as chromosome unknown C11orf54 homolog. Lineage: Eukaryota; Metazoa; Chordata; Crocodylia; Alligatoridae. The transcript has 9 exons. Gene Ontology annotation, molecular function: hydrolase activity, acting on ester bonds; zinc ion binding. Gene Ontology annotation, cellular component: nucleus. The record is from RefSeq and is a predicted model, not a curated record. The coding region runs from base 179 to 1117 and encodes 312 amino acids.